AUGCGGCUUGGGCUGUGUGUGGUGGCCCUGGUUCUAAGCUGGAUGCAUCUUGCCGUCGGCAGCCGGGGGACCAAGGGGAAGAGACAGAGGCGGAUCAGUGCCGAGGGGAGCCAGGCCUGCGCCAAAGGCUGUGAGCUCUGCUCUGAGGUCAACGGCUGCCUCAAGUGCUCGCCCAAGCUGUUCAUCCUGCUGGAGAGGAACGACAUCCGCCAGGUGGGCGUGUGCUUGCCGUCCUGCCCGCCUGGAUACUUUGAUGCCCGCAACCCCGACAUGAACAAGUGCAUCAAGUGCAAGAUCGAGCAGUGUGAGGCCUGCUUCAGCCACAACUUCUGCACCAGGUGUAAGGAGGGCUUGUACCUGCACAAGGGCCGCUGCUAUCUGGCCUGUCCUGAGGGCUCCACAGCUGCCAAUGGCACUAUGGAGUGCAGCAGUCCUGCACAAUGUGAAUUGAGCGAGUGGUCCCCAUGGGGGCCCUGCUCUAAGAAGAAGAAGCUCUGUGGUUUCCGGAGAGGCUCUGAGGAGCGGACACGUAGAGUGCUCCAUGCCCCUGGGGGGGACCAUGCCACCUGCUCUGACACCAAGGAGACCCGGAGAUGCACAGUGCGGAGGACGCCGUGUCCUGAGGGGCAGAAGAGGAGGAAGGGAGGCCAGGGCCGGCGGGAGAACGCCAACAGGAACCUGGCCAGGAAGGAGAGCAAGGAGGCGGGCGCUGGCUCUCGGCGACGCAAGGGGCAGCGGCAGCAGCAGCAGCAAGGGACGGUGGGGCCACUCACGUCUGUGGGACCCACCUAGGGACACGGUCCAGCCCCCAGGCCCACGCAGAAAGAGUCCAGCGUGGCUGUGUGUGAUGAAAGCUUUCCUGAACUGGAGCGUCGGGGGCAACGCAUACACACACACACUC
This is a messenger RNA of Cynocephalus volans (Philippine flying lemur), 901 nucleotides long. It is a transcript of the gene RSPO1, whose product is annotated as R-spondin 1. The record is from RefSeq and is a predicted model, not a curated record. Bases 1 to 792 code for a protein of 263 amino acids. NCBI's taxonomy places the organism in Eukaryota, Metazoa, Chordata, Mammalia, Dermoptera, Cynocephalidae. The transcript is spliced from 5 exons.